Messenger RNA from Symbiodinium necroappetens, 1095 nucleotides. The record is from the annotation of a GenBank genome assembly. NCBI's taxonomy places the organism in Eukaryota, Dinophyceae, Suessiales, Symbiodiniaceae.
AUGCGGGGUCCGCGCAUCCAGCCUUGCUUUUACCACCCACACAAGAUGUCGACCAUCCGUGAUGUGGCCAAGACCUGGAGACACUACUGCUCCCGAGAGUGUUUCCUUAGAGGAUGGCACACCCUGCCACAGCAUUCCUGGAAUCCGAAGCCAGAGGAGAACGAAGCGGAGGAUCCAAUUGCGCAGUGGACAGAGGUGGGGAAUUCCCGCCAGUACAGCCCAACGCAGAACGACAUCGAGAGACCCCUUCGCUUGGACAUCAUUCCCCUCACCAAGAGCGGGAAGGAGGCGAAGGGGAAGAUGACGAUCACCACCGGAACGGUCAUUCCGACGCCAAAGGAAGCCCGGAUGCGCCAGAUGAUCAGCAACGGUGGAACCUUCAACGCGGAGUGGCUGCAAAAGCAGUUCAAGGUUUUUAAUUGGAACAUCCUGGCCGAUCUCUAUGCCACGGAGAAUGUCUACCCCUACUGCGAGAAGUGGGCCCUCAGCUGGAAUUGGCGCAAGCACCUCAUCAUCAAGGAAGUGAAGUCCAUGGGUGCAGAUAUUAUCACUCUUCAGGAGGUUCAGAAGGAUGCCUUCGACGAGUGGUUCAAGCCAGAGCUGGCUGCCGAUGGCUACGAUGGCCUCUUCCAGCAGAAGAAGCGAGAUCCGAUCUUCCAUCGUGGGAAGUACACAAGCGAAGGCUGCGCUACGUUCUGGAGAACCUCACGGUUCAAGAGAGUGGAAAAGCACAUCUUCGACUACGACAGACUUUCCCAACAGGAAGUUGCGCACCACGUGAGGGACCAGAAGCAGGAGGAGAAGGUGAACCAACGGCUCUCCAAAGGCAAUAUCGCCUUGGCUGUCAUCGUGGAGGACAGGCAUAUGAAGAACAGACAUGGUGCCGGCCAUCAGCUUUGCGUCGUCAACACCCACAUUCUUUGUGACCCGGCCGCGGCGGACGUGAAGCUUUGGCAGUCCCAUUUGCUGAUCAAGGCUUACCAGCUUUUUCCCGAUGGCGCAGUGCAUAGGGCUAUCAGACCUGUGCAGCUAGAACGAUUGGUAGUGUUCAUCCGUGAGUUUCUCUACUUUAUACUUCGUAUAAACACAAUCUAA